GUAAUAAGCAAUAAUAAUCAAAAAAAUUAAAAUUUAUUUAUUUAUUUUUCAUCCCAUCAAUAAUAGCUUGAUUUUGACACGAAGGAAAAUUAACAUGAAGUAUUCUACCAAUUUGAGCUUCUUCAUUUUUGUUGUUAUAUUGUCAACAACAUCGAUCAUGGCAUCCAAUCUUAAAGUUGGUUUUUAUCGUAAGAGUUGUCCAUCUGCGGAAGCAAUAGUGAGGAAUGUGGUAAAUAAGGCUAUUUCUCAAAAUCCUGGAUUAGGAGCUGGCCUUAUUAGGAUGCACUUUCAUGAUUGUUUCGUUAGGGGAUGUGAUGGAUCGAUACUACUAGACCCAACACCAGGGAACCAAGUAGAGAAACAACAUCCUGCAAACAACCCAAGUUUACGAGGUUUCGAAGUCAUCAACGAGGCCAAAGCCGAGCUAGAAGCUCGAUGCCCUGAAACAGUCUCAUGCGCAGAUAUCAUAGCCUUUACAGCUCGAGACAGCGCCUCAAGACUAGGAGGGAUCAAUUAUGCAGUCAAAUCAGGACGUAGGGACGGAACAAUCUCCAGCAUAAAUGACCCAACAGGAAACCUUCCAAAACCAGACUUCAACUUAAAUCAACUUAAUCAAAAUUUUGCAAAUAAAGGGCUUUCUUUACAAGAAUUAGUCACCCUUUCUGGAGCCCACACAAUUGGAAUUUCCCAUUGUUCUGCCUUUACAAAUAGACUUUAUUCUUUCAAUGCAACCCACCCACAAGACCCGACUUUAGACCCUAAUCUUGCCCUUAUUUUGAAGGGAAAGUGCCAUAAUGUUCCAGCUGGCAAUCCUAAUGGUAAUGAUCCAACAGUUUCUUUAGAUUUCGUUACACCGAAUAGAUUGGAUGAUAUGUAUUAUAAAAACUUGCAAAAUCAUAGAGGGUUAUUGACGUCGGAUGAAGCUCUCAUGACUAACCCAUCAACGGUUCAUAUUGUGAGGAAAUUGGGGUCACGUGGAGGAGUUUGGGCUAAGAAGUUUGCUAAAGCUAUGGUUCAUAUGGGUUCCAUUGAGGUGCUCACUGGUAAUGAGGGAGAGAUCAGAAAAAAUUGCAGGCUUGUUAAUUCAUAGAUAUUGAUAGUCUAAGUUUUAGUAGCAUAAGAAUUUGUUUAUUCAUGCACUUUAUAUGUUGAUUCAUUAUUUGCUGAUUCAUUUUAUAUUCUUUAUUUUCAAUUGUAAUAAAAAUAUUAUUAUAUUGGUAUAAUUUGAUCGAGUGAACAUAUAUAUACAUUA
Messenger RNA from Amaranthus tricolor (Joseph's coat), 1252 nucleotides. Its product is annotated as peroxidase 5-like. Gene Ontology annotation, cellular component: plasmodesma; plant-type cell wall. Gene Ontology annotation, molecular function: heme binding; peroxidase activity. The record is from RefSeq and is a predicted model, not a curated record. Bases 95 to 1090 code for a protein of 331 amino acids. Gene Ontology annotation, biological process: hydrogen peroxide catabolic process; response to oxidative stress. NCBI's taxonomy places the organism in Eukaryota, Viridiplantae, Streptophyta, Magnoliopsida, Caryophyllales, Amaranthaceae. The transcript is spliced from 2 exons.